Messenger RNA from Clavispora lusitaniae ATCC 42720, 5295 nucleotides. RefSeq names its product bifunctional carbamoylphosphate synthetase/aspartate transcarbamylase (gene URA2). NCBI's taxonomy places the organism in Eukaryota, Fungi, Ascomycota, Pichiomycetes, Serinales, Metschnikowiaceae. Gene Ontology annotation, cellular component: cytoplasm; cytosol. Gene Ontology annotation, biological process: UTP biosynthetic process; 'de novo' pyrimidine nucleobase biosynthetic process; L-citrulline biosynthetic process. The record is from RefSeq and is a predicted model, not a curated record. Gene Ontology annotation, molecular function: aspartate carbamoyltransferase activity; amino acid binding; ATP binding.
AUGGCUAGAUUGUCUGCUCCAAUUUCCCCUCCAAUGGAAUCUACCGGUGACCGGUUGAUGACUUUGGAAACCCAAGACGGCCAUGCCUUGCAAGGUUACUCUUUUGGUGCCCCAGUCUCUGCUGCCGGUGAAGUUGUUUUCCAGACCGGAAUGGUGGGUUACCCUGAAUCCAUCACCGACCCUUCCUAUGAGGGUCAAAUUUUGGUGAUCACCUACCCACUUGUGGGUAACUAUGGUGUUCCCGACCGUAACUUGAAGUGUGACAUUGUUGAGGAGUUGCCAAAGUACUUCGAGUCGAACAGAAUUCAUAUUGCUGGUUUGGUUGUUGCUCACUACACCGAGGAGUACUCUCACUACUUGGCCACUUCCUCUUUGGGUCAAUGGUUGCAGAAGGAGGGUAUUCCUGCCAUGUAUGGUGUUGAUACCAGAGGUUUGACCAAAAAGUUGAGAACUGAGGGUUCUACCUUGGGUAGAAUGGCCAUCCAAUCUGCAAACUCUAAGCAUGAUGAAGUUGUGGGCCAAGAAAACUGGGCCCCAUUCUUUGACGUUCCCCAAUGGGACGAUCCAAACGUUAAAAACUUGGUGGCAAAGGUUUCGACCAAAGAACCAGUUUUGUACAAGCCAAAGACCAAUGUCAAGACCGACAAGAAUGGUAAGCCCAUUCGUAUUGUUGCUGUGGACGUUGGUAUGAAGUACAACCAAAUCCGUUGUUUUGUCGCCAGAGGCGUUGAAUUGAAGGUUGUGCCUUUUGAUUACGACUACACCAAUGAAGAAUACGAUGGUUUGUUUGUCUCCAAUGGCCCAGGUGAUCCACAAGUGAUGACAGAUGCUGUUUCCAGAUUGGAAAAAGUGAUGAAAGAAGGAAAGACUCCAGUCUUCGGUAUUUGUUUGGGUCACCAGUUGUUGGCUAGAGCUACUGGUGCUUCUACUUUGAAGUUGAAGUUUGGUAACCGUGGACACAACAUUCCAUGUACUUCUACCAUCUCGGGAAGAUGCUACAUUACUUCGCAAAACCACGGUUUCGCAGUUGAUUCCAAGACUUUGGCCGACGGCUGGAAAGAAUUGUUCGUCAACGCCAACGACGGCUCCAAUGAAGGUAUUUACCACGAGUCGAAGCCUUUCUUCUCCGUGCAAUUCCACCCUGAAUCCACCCCUGGCCCAAGAGAUACCGAAUUUUUGUUCGACGUCUUCAUUAAUGCAGUUGUUGACUUCAAGAAUACCGGAGUUUACAAGCCUGUGCAAUUCCCAGGUGGCUUGCUUGCAGACAACAGAGCUGCUCAUCCAAGAGAAAAUGUCAAGAAGGUUCUUGUCUUGGGUUCGGGUGGUUUGUCUAUUGGUCAAGCUGGUGAGUUCGACUACUCUGGUUCUCAAGCCAUCAAGGCUUUGAAGGAGGAAGGUAUCUACACUGUUUUGAUUAACCCCAACAUCGCUACUAUCCAAACAUCCAAGGGUUUGGCUGACAAGGUUUACUUUUUGCCUGUCAACCCUGAGUUUGUGAGAAAGGUGAUUGAGCAUGAACGUCCAGACGGUAUCUACUGUACUUUUGGUGGUCAAACUGCUUUGAGUGUUGGUAUCGCCUUGAAGGACGAGUUUGAAUCCUUGGGUGUCAAGGUCUUGGGUACUCCAAUCGACACAAUCAUUACCACUGAGGACAGAGAAUUGUUCGCUAGUGCUAUGGAGGAAAUCAACGAAAAGUGUGCCAGAUCUGAGGCCUGCUCUACUGUUGAAGAAGCUGUUAAUGCCGCAAAUGCCAUUGGUUACCCAUUGAUCGUUAGAGCUGCUUACGCCUUGGGUGGUUUGGGCUCUGGUUUCGCUGACAAUGAAGCAGAGUUGGUAGCCUUGUGUCAAAAGGCUUUUGCUACAUCUCCUCAGGUUCUUGUUGAAAGAUCCAUGAAGGGUUGGAAGGAAGUUGAAUACGAAGUCGUUCGUGAUGCUUUUGAUAACUGUAUCACUGUUUGUAACAUGGAGAACUUUGAUCCUUUGGGUAUCCACACUGGUGACUCUAUUGUGGUCGCUCCAUCUCAAACUUUGUCGGACGAGGACUACAACAUGUUGAGAACUACUGCUGUUAACGUUAUCAGACACUUGGGUGUGGUUGGUGAAUGUAACAUUCAGUAUGCUUUGAACCCAUUCUCCAAAGAGUACUGCAUUAUCGAAGUUAAUGCUAGAUUGUCUCGUUCUUCUGCUUUGGCCUCUAAGGCUACUGGUUACCCAUUGGCUUACACUGCUGCUAAGUUGGGUUUGAACAUCCCAUUGAACGAGAUCAAGAACUCUGUUACCAAGUCUACUUGUGCAUGUUUCGAACCUUCCUUGGAUUACGUUGUCGUUAAAAUUCCAAGAUGGGAUUUGAAGAAGUUCACCAGAGUUUCUUCCUUGUUGUCUUCUUCCAUGAAAUCCGUCGGUGAAGUCAUGUCCAUUGGCAGAACUUUCGAAGAAGCCAUUCAAAAGGCAAUCAGAUCCACCGAUUACCAAAACUUGGGUUUCAACUCUACUGCCGCUUUGAUGUCUAUUGACAUUGACACUGAAUUGCAAACACCUUCCGACCAACGUUUGUUUGCUAUUGCCAACGCUUUGACUGAUGGUUACAGUGUUGACAAGGUUUGGCAAUUGACUAACAUUGACAAAUGGUUCUUGAACAAAUUGGACGGUUUGAUCAAGUUUGGUAAGAAGAUCGCCGACUUUGGCUCUAAAGAAAAAUUGCCAGUCCCAGUGUUGAGACAAGCUAAGCAAUUGGGAUUCGAGGACAGACAAAUUGCCAAGUUCUUGGACUCUAACGAAGUUGCCAUCAGAAGAAUGAGAAAGGAAGCUGGUGUCAUCCCAUUUGUGAAACAGAUUGAUACUGUUGCUGCUGAGUUCCCAGCCUUCACAAACUACUUGUAUGUGACUUACAACGCUGACUCUUCCGAUGUGGACUUCGAGGACCACGGUGUUAUUGUUUUGGGUUCUGGUGUUUACAGAAUCGGAUCUUCCGUCGAGUUCGAUUGGUGUGCUGUCAGAGCCAUCAGAACUUUGAGAGAAAACAAGAUUAAGACGAUCAUGAUCAACUACAACCCAGAAACCGUUUCUACUGAUUACGACGAGGCAGACAGAUUGUACUUCGAAACUAUCAACUUGGAAAGAGUGUUAGAUAUUUAUGACUUGGAACAAUCUUCUGGUGUUGUGAUUUCUAUGGGAGGUCAAACCUCUAACAACAUCGCCUUGACUUUGCACCGUCAAAACGUUAAAAUCUUUGGUACCUCUCCAGAAAUGAUCGACUCUGCUGAGAACAGAUAUAAAUUCUCCAGAAUGUUGGACAAGAUUGGUGUCGACCAGCCUGCUUGGAAAGAAUUGACUUCCAUUGCUGAUGCAGAAGAGUUUGCUGAAAAGGUUACCUACCCAGUGUUGGUCCGUCCAUCGUACGUCUUGUCCGGUGCUGCCAUGAACACCGUUUACUCUAAGGCUGAUUUGGCUUCCUACUUGUCGCAGGCUGUGGAUGUUUCUCCAGACUACCCAGUUGUUAUCACCAAGUACAUUGAGAACGCCAAAGAAAUCGAGAUGGACGCUGUCGCCAAGGACGGUCAAAUGAUCAUGCAUGUUGUUUCUGAACACGUCGAAAAUGCCGGUGUUCACUCCGGUGAUGCUACUCUUAUCGUUCCUCCUCAAGACUUGGAUCCAGAAACUGUCCGCAGAAUUGUUGAAGCUACUGCUAAGAUCGGAAAGGCCUUGGACAUCACUGGUCCUUACAACAUUCAAUUCAUUGCUAAGGACAAUGACAUUAAGGUCAUCGAAUGUAACGUGCGUGCAUCUCGUUCUUUCCCAUUCAUUUCCAAGGUUGUCGGAACCGACUUGAUCGAAAUGGCUACGAAGGCCAUCAUGGACCUUCCAGUAACUCCAUACCCAGGAAAGAAAUUGCCUGAGGAUUACUGUGCUGUCAAGGUUCCACAAUUUUCUUUCUCGAGAUUGGCUGGUGCUGACCCAAUUUUGGGUGUCGAGAUGGCUUCUACUGGUGAAGUGGCCACUUUCGGAAGAAACAAGUACGAGGCUUACUUAAAAUCGUUGAUUUCCACCGGAUUCAAGUUGCCAAAGAAGAACAUUUUGUUCUCUAUUGGUUCAUACAAGGAGAAACAAGAGUUGUUGCCUUCCAUUAAGAAAUUGCACGAGUUGGGCUACACUUUGUUUGCCACAGCUGGUACUGCUGAUUUCAUCAAGGAGCACGACAUUCCCGUCCGCUACUUGGAAGUGUUGAAAGACAGCGAUGACCAAAAAUCCGAGUACUCGUUGACUCAACACUUGGCUAACAACUUGAUCGACUUAUACAUCAACUUGCCAUCUUCGAACAGAUUCCGUCGUCCAGCAUCUUACAUGUCCAAGGGAUACGAAUCUCGUCGUAUGGCUGUCGACUACUCUGUGCCAUUGGUGACUAACGUCAAGUGUGCUAAGUUGUUGGUUGAAGCAUUGGCUAGAAACAUCUCUUUGGAUGUCAGCAACAACGAUGCUCAAACCUCACACGACACGGCCGAGUUGCCAGGUUUGGUGAACAUCACAUCGUUUGUUCCAUCUUUGAACGACUUUGAGGCUACCACCAAGGCUUCCUUGGCUGCCGGUUUCACCUUCAACUCUUUCUUGCCUCAAACUGUGGCUGGAUCAACUGUUGUGGACGUUGAAUCUUUGGCUGAUGCUCUUGAGUUGGCUUCCGAGUCGGCAUACACUGACUAUUCGUUGUCAAUUUCGGGAUCAGCCACCAACGCCGAGGAAGCUGCUUCAGCUGCUAACGCUGGCUCUUUGUUCUUACCUUUCAACGAGCUUGCAAACUCCAAGGUUUCUGCUGUUUCGGCUCACUUUGCUUCUUGGCCUGCUUCCAAGCCAAUGAUCACCGACGCAAAAGCUACGGAUUUGGCUUCGGUUUUGUUGUUGGCUUCUUUGCACAACAGAUCCAUCCAUAUCACUGGUGUUUCUAGCGAAGAGGACUUGGAAUUGAUCAAGAUGGCCAAGGCUAAGGAUUUGCAAGUGACAUGUGACGUUGCCGUUUAUUCUUUGUUCUUGUCUAAAAACAACUACCCACAAUUCAACUUCUUGGCCUUCUCAAGAGGACCAAGAUGCCUUGUGGGCCGGUUUGGAACACAUCGACUGCUUCUCUGUUGGUGUCUUGCCUUAUUUGGUUGCCAAGGGAUUGGGCCACGAUAUUACACCUGGUUUGGGUUUGAAGGAGACUUUGCCAUUGUUGUUUUCUGCUGUCAAAGAAGGAAAACUCACUACAGAAAGACAAUUAUUCUCCGCUUGCAUAACAAAUCCAAUCAAGAUACUCCACCUUCCUAA